AUGCUCCUGCCGCUCCUGCCGGCGCUGCUGGCGGCCUUGGCGCCCCCGCUGCCCUGCGGCCAGGCCGGGCCGCCCCCCUCGCCGCUCAACUCGUCCCUGGCGCCGCCGCCGGCCGUCGGGGGCUUGCCUGCCGGGCGGCGGGGGGCCGGCGCGACGGCGCGGGCGGGGGACCCUCUGCCCGGCCCGCCCGUCGAGGAGGGGGCGGCGGCGUCGUGCAACAUCAGCGUGCAGCGGCAGAGGCUGAGCUCGCUGCUGGUGCGCUGGGCGCCGGGGGGCGCGCCGUGCGACCUGGCGCUCUUCUCCACGGGCGGCGCGGGCGGGCGCGCCUUCUUCUCGGCCGCCUUCCACCGCGUGGGCCCGCCGCCCCUCCUCAUCGAGCACGUCGGGCUGGCGGCCGGCGGCGUCCAGCAGGACCUGCGCCUCUGCGUGGGCUGCAGCCGGGCGCGGGGCCCGCAAGCCCGCCGCCUCCGCCCCGGGGGGGCCCCCGCGCCGCCGCCCCCCGCGCCGCCGCCCCCCGCGCCCCCCGCCGCCGCCGCCGCCUCGCCCCUGCCCGAGCCCGGGCAGCCGUGGCAGCAGGGCGAGCGGCUCCACUUCUGCUGCCUGGACUUCAGCCUGGAGGAGCUCAAGGGGGACCCCGGCUGGAGGAUGAACCGCAAGCCCAUCGAGUCCACCCUGGUGGCCUGCUUCAUGACCCUGGUCAUCAUCGUGUGGAGCGUGGCCGCCCUCAUCUGGCCCGUGCCCAUCAUCGCCGGCUUCCUGCCCAACGGCAUGGAGCAGCGCAGGCAGGGCGCCCCCCCCGCCGCCCCCGCCGCCCCCACCACCACGGCCAAGUGA
Euleptes europaea (tarantolino) is the source of this 834-nucleotide messenger RNA. RefSeq names its product transmembrane protein 158 (gene TMEM158). The coding region runs from base 1 to 834 and encodes 277 amino acids. Gene Ontology annotation, molecular function: peptide binding. The record is from RefSeq and is a predicted model, not a curated record. Lineage: Eukaryota; Metazoa; Chordata; Lepidosauria; Squamata; Sphaerodactylidae. The transcript has a single exon.